CACAGCAGCGCAACCAUGCCGCCGCUCCGUCGCCUCCGCCUCUCCUCCAUGGCAGAUCCGCCGCCGCUGCAACUGGAUCUCGGCGAGCACCGUCGACUGGAAGCCGCUGGAGCUGCUGCUGCUUCGCCGGGAGUCGAGCUGUCGCCGCCUGGAGCUGCUGCUGCUCGCCCGGAGUCGCCGCUGAAAGUCAGCCGCACGCCGCCGCCUUGGGUGUUCACGGCCAUCGCCUGGCCGUGGAAGAGCACGGCCGCCGCCGUUCGUCGUCGGAUUCGCUGUGAGGAGCCGAGCACCGUCUCACAAAGAUCGGAGACAACGGCAGGUUCACCGCCGCCGCUCCGUCGCCGGCGACGAGCCACCGCGGCUGCCGCCUCCCUCUGAUUUCGACUCACACACACAGUAGGUUCAAGCCACAAUUUCAGUCAUAGCAUAGAUGAUUUGAGCAAAAUUCAUACAUAGUCAGGAAAUAAUUAUCUCUAUAUGUCCAUGUAAAAAGUCAAGAUCUUUAAUUGUUCUUCAAUUAAUCACACUGCAUAUAAACACCUCACUUGCAAAUUCAGCCUUUCGAACAUCAAUGUUAAAACGAGUUUAUACACAAGUUGUAUGCACAUAAAGAGGAAUAUGAGCAGUUGUAUGCGUUGGUGGUUCUUUUGGAGUUAUGAACUUGAUACAAGAAAUGGAGUAUUUCGAUUUAGAAA
Messenger RNA from Salvia miltiorrhiza (redroot sage), 695 nucleotides. RefSeq lists its product as uncharacterized. Bases 16 to 378 code for a protein of 120 amino acids. NCBI's taxonomy places the organism in Eukaryota, Viridiplantae, Streptophyta, Magnoliopsida, Lamiales, Lamiaceae. The transcript has 2 exons. The record is from RefSeq and is a predicted model, not a curated record.